CACUUUUAACCCUUCUAAUGAUACUUAUGUCAGCCCUACCUUUUUCAGUUUAUGCCGGAUUCGGGGGCCCGGUAGAUAGACAGGAACUGCUUAAAGCCCUGUUCGGCCCCCCAUGUGAGUGCCGGGGGGGGCGGGUCAAGGCUAUUCCUGAACAAUAUACCAAUACAAUUGACUGUGGCACUAACACUGCGUACCUUUCCAUGCCACCCAGUAACUUAGGAGGGUACCAGAAACAGACGUGGGUAUGCGUCGACAAGCCACGCAUUAUACCGGCCACCAAUGGAAUCCCAGGAAGUUGCCCGGCCUCAUGUAAUUAUGCUGACCAGAUGCACUCUUCCUGUUAUUCCACUGUUCAGGAGUGCACCGGUGCCAGCAGCAAAAGGUAUUUUACGGCCAUACUGCAGAAAACCAAAUCAGAGACUCUGGGGGGGGAAUGGUCCAAUGUUCCUCAAGUCAUGGGCAGCACCAACAAAUAUUCCCAAGCCUCGUGCUCGGGCAAAGUAGGACAAGACUCCUGUUGGCCUACCCGGGCCCCUAUCCACGUCUCCGAUGGGGCGGGGCCUACCGACAUAAUUAGAGAGACUGAAGUACGGGACAUGAUAGAGGAAUUAGAGAACAGGCUUUACCCUAAGAUUGAUUACCACCCCUUAGCCCUCCCUAAGCCCAGGGGAACAGAUUUAGAUGCCCUCACCUUAGACAUCCUGGAAACCACCCUCAGUAUUCUGAACAGUACCAGCCCAGGAUUGGCAAUUGACUGCUGGCUAUGUAUGCCCUUAGGAGCACCCAUGCCCCUGGCCAUUCCCUCCGACAACCCAAAUAUCACGAACAGUAAUUCUACCUGCAGCCCAAGCCUACCCUUUAAGACACAACCUGUUGGUAAUUUUACUGCUUGUAUAUAUGGUAACUUUCAAAAUAAUAGCUUGGAUAUAGAUAUAGGCCUGGCUACCUUUGGAAACUGCAUUUACAUGACUAACUAUUCCUCCCCCACAAGCUCCCUUUGCCCUCCAAAAGGGAAAAUAUUCAUAUGUGGAGGAAACCUGGCCUUCACCAUGCUUCCUGCUAACUGGACCGGAUUAUGUAUGAUUGCCUUGUUACUCCCAGACAUAGAUAUCGUUCCCGGGGAUGAGCCGCUGCCCACCCCUAGCCUAGAAAUGAUAGGAGGGAGGAGAAAAAGGGCAGUUCAACUUAUUCCCCUGUUGGUAGGAUUAGGUGUUACCGCGGCCAUGGGCACAGGGACUGCGGGCCUAGGGGUAGCUGUACACUCUUAUGCAAAACUGUCUAAUCAAUUGAUAAAUGAUGUUCAGACACUCUCCAGUACCAUAAACGAUCUUCAGGACCAAAUCGAUUCCUUGGCGGAAGUAGUUUUACAAAACAGGAGGGGAUUGGAUCUGCUAACCGCAGAACAAGGAGGGAUCUGCUUAGCCUUGCAGGAACGGUGUUGCUUUUAUGCCAACAAAUCGGGGAUUGUUAGGGACAAAAUCAAAAGACUCCAGGAGGACCUGAUUAAGCGAAGGCGGGAAUUAUUUGACAGCCCGUUGUGGACCUGGUUAAAUGGCCUCCUUCCCUAUCUUUUACCUUUACUAGGCCCUCUGCUUGUUAUCCUAAUCCUCGCGACUAUUGUAAACCGAUUGUCCCUAUAUUGUAAACGGAUUGGUGCAAUUUAUCAAGGACAGAGUAUCAGUGGUACAGGCCCUGGUACUGACCCAACAGUACCACCAACUUAGAACAACAGAGGAAACCCUGAUUGAAUGAAGGAUUUCAUUCAAGCAGAAGAAAAUGGGGGAAUGAAAGGCCCCCAGUUUGUGCUUGGCCACUAGGUACCCCAGAAAACUGCUGACCAUCCCCUGCGAGCUUGUGUAUGAGAAAACCAUGGGUGAAAAAGUACCGAAGAGGGCGAGGCAGGACGGACGUUGCGGUUAACUGUUAACCGGAGAUAGGGAACAGAGAGUCUCUGAGCUAACAACUGAAGGGCAAGUACAGACACCUCAGCUAACUGCCUGUGGAAAGUCCCACCGCCAACCCCGAGUGGACUCCGCCUGACCCCAUCACCUGACUUAAACUCACCAAUCCCUACCCAAAGCAUGAUUUGAAAUUAGCCAAACCCCACCCUAUAACCAUGCAUCUCGCUUCUGUAACCUUGCUUCCAGCUGCCCAGAAAGUCUCCCGAUAGACUUUGUCGCCCCGGGUACCCGUGUGUCCGAACAGGUUCCCAGCCACCGACCCGAACCUUGUGGAUCUCGAGGUCGCGUGCACCUGGGAGCCUGGGCAUGCCCGAAUAAACCUCUUGCUGUUUGCA
Molecule: messenger RNA, 2296 nt
Organism: Dipodomys spectabilis (banner-tailed kangaroo rat)
Lineage: Eukaryota; Metazoa; Chordata; Mammalia; Rodentia; Heteromyidae
Product: syncytin-1-like
Exons: 1
Coding region: 18-1724 (568 amino acids)
Source: RefSeq, a predicted model, not a curated record